Anguilla anguilla (European eel) is the source of this 3830-nucleotide messenger RNA. Its product is annotated as inactive dipeptidyl peptidase 10-like. Gene Ontology annotation, biological process: proteolysis. Bases 622 to 3009 code for a protein of 795 amino acids. The transcript is spliced from 26 exons. Gene Ontology annotation, molecular function: serine-type peptidase activity; dipeptidyl-peptidase activity. Lineage: Eukaryota; Metazoa; Chordata; Actinopteri; Anguilliformes; Anguillidae. The record is from RefSeq and is a predicted model, not a curated record.
GUUUAAUGUCCUCAUUUAUCAUAUGAUCCACAUAGUACUAUUUUAUGAGACGUUAUACCUACCAAUACAUGACACGAUUUCAGUCUUCAUUAAAACUCUUCGAUUAGGAGAGCAGUUGCGAACCUUUCUCCCGCCCCCUUUUUCUGGAAGAACACACGGUCUUUUUCUCUCUCUCUCUCUCUAAGAAGGGAAAAAAUGUGACCGCUUUAUUUCGCCGAUUUGCCCAGAUGUGCAGAUCACAAGGACAUAGAAGAGACGACUAAGGAGUGCUUGCUUCUGCUUGCCUCAUACACAGUAAGACGGAACGAAAAACGGAUAUAUAUGCCUGUUUUUUUAUAACACGGUCAUGUGAAGGCUCUCUACGUUACUCUUUUUUUGCGGAAGGUGAGACAUAACCUUCAGAAAUCUCAGCUGACUCGUGGACCGCGCGAAAACGCGAAAUAUCCGUUUUUGUCUCUGUCUCCACUUAAUAUUUAGAAAUUGGCUGUCCAGUUGCGCAGCACUGUUCAAAAUUCCUCCCCUCCGCGUGCAUUCGGCGAGUCCCCAGACCGAGUGUGGUUUGAAGGCAUCAUACAGUGAGUUGGAAGCCGUCAGGAGAAGUUCUAAUUUCAAGAUCUCAUCAUGACAGUCACGAAGGACCAACAGAAUCAAAGAGUCGCCCAGCAGCAACAAGGAGAGGAUCUUGGAGGUGUGAGCCCCCAGCAGCGAAACUGGAAAGGGAUCGCCAUCGCCCUGCUGGUCAUCUUGGUGGUCUGUUCCCUCAUCACCCUGUCCGUCAUCCUCCUCACCCCAGCGGACGCUUCUUUGGGCAACGAUACGAGGCUGACGGUGGAGGAUCUGUUUAAGCCUGACUUCGCUGUGCAUGACCCUGAGGCUCGGUGGAUCAAUGAAUCUGAGGUUGUGUACAGGACCCGGGACGGCCACGUCAUCAGGUUCAACGUCCUCACGAACGAGACUGAAAUCGUGCUGGAAAACAGCACCUUCGUUGAUUACAAUGUAGCAAAAUACUCGGUUUCUCCCGACCUGAAGUAUGUCCUCUUUGCCUAUCACGUGAAACAGGUAUAUCGUCAUUCGUAUACUGCAUGGUACAUGAUUUACAACAUUUAUACAAGGGAGGUAUUGGAGCUGAACCCGCCGGAGGUGCAGAACGCCGUGCUGCAGUAUGCUGAAUGGGGAGUGCAAAGACAGCAGCUGAUAUACAUAUUUGAAAACAACAUCUAUUAUCAAUCGGACGUCAGGGGAAAUUCCCUCCGGCUGACAUCGUCCGGAAAAGAAGGCCUCAUUUACAACGGAAUCGCCGACUGGCUGUACGAAGAGGAGAUCUUGGGAUCCCAUGUCGCACACUGGUGGUCCCCGGACGGAGAGAGGCUGGCCUUCCUCGCCAUAAACGACUCGCUGGUGCCGAACAUGGUCCUCCCUCAGUUCACUGGCGACCAGUAUCCCAGAGCGAAGCGCUAUCCGUACCCCAAGGCAGGCCAGCCCAACCCCGUCGCAAAGCUGUACGUAGUGAACCUGUACGGACCUACCCAUACUCAGGAACUGCCACCACCAGAUAGCCUGAAAGCCCGGGAGUACUACGUGGCGAUGGUGAGGUGGAUCAGCAACACCAAGGCAGCGGUGAGGUGGCUGAACCGGGCCCAGAAUGUGUCCGCGCUCACCGUGUGCGACACCACCAUCGGCGCCUGCAUCAAGAGACACGAGGAGACUUCUGAUCUCUGGUUAACCAAACAGAUCCAGGAACCGGUGUUUUCCAGGGAUGGAACCAAGUUUUUCCUGACCGUCCCAGUCAAACAAGGGGGGCAAGGAGAAUUCCAUCACAUUGCGAUGUUUACUACUCAGUCUAGGGCCGAGCAGAGCGAAGUCCGUCACUUAACAUCGGGGAACUGGGAGGUAACCAAGGUGAUAGCUUAUGAUGAAAGCUAUCGCAGCAUAUAUUUCCUCAGUACAGAGUAUUCUGCUCAAAGGAGACACCUAUUCAGAGUCUCUACCGUCGACCCGUUCCCCCGACGCUGCCUGACGUGCGAGUUGAGCAAGGCGCACUGCUCCUUCUUCGACGCCGACAUCAGCCCCGGCCAUCAGCACGUCAUCCUCCGCUGCGAAGGUCCUGGUGUGCCAACAGUAGCCAUUCUGAGUCUGAAUAACACAAACAACCACAUUAUCCUGGAGAACAACACUAUUCUGAAAGCCUUAUUGAGAAAUAGAAGAAUCCAGCACACAGAAUUCAGAGCUGUUCCCAUCGAACACUUCGAUCUGCCUUUGAGGAUCUCUUACCCUCCUGAUUUCACGGAGGCCCAACAGUAUGGCCUUCUCUUGGUUGUUGACGGUACGCCUGGAAGCCAGUCGGUGAACGACCGGUUCCGGCUGGACUGGGACUCGGUCCUGGUCAGUUCGGGCGGGGUCAUCGUGGCCCGUUUGGACGGCAGAGGGACCGGGUUCCGGGGCCAGCGGGUUCUCUACCAGGUCCACAUGCGGCUGGGGACCGUGGAAGUGCAGGACCACAUCGCAGCGAUAGAGUACAUGUUGAAAUUCCCAUACAUUGAUCGUACACGAAUAGGGAUAUUUGGAAAGGGUUAUGGUGGCUAUAUUACAUUAAGAAUUCUAAAAUCAGCAGAAAGCCUGGUCAAAUGUGCUGUAGCAGUGUCUCCAAUAACAGACUGGAAAUUUUAUGCUUCUGCGUUUUCGGAAAGGUACCUUGGCAUGCCAUCACAGAAUGACAACAAAUACCAGUUGUCCAGCGUGCUUCAGAACAUCCAGGUGCCGCAGGAGCACAGUUUGAUGCUGGUGCAUGGAACUGCUGACGCUAAUGUUCAUUUCCAGCAUUCGGCCGAGCUGAUUAAAAGCUUAAUAAGAGUUGGUGCGAAUUACACAAUUCAGAUCUACCCGGAUGAAGGUCAUUUCCUAUCGCGGAACAGUCGCCAGCAUCUCUCCGCCUCCCUGGUCUCGUUCUUCAGAGAAGGCCUCAAGGAGGACUUCCUGUCGACGGUCGACGAGCCGGAGGAAGAGGAGUGAAGAGCGACGGAGUGGGCCGACCGGCGAGGCUUUAUUAUUUAUUUUCUUAACAACUGCCCCCCUACCCCAGAAGGAUUUUUUUGGAGUGGUUACCAGAGUCACGGAGGAAAAUUGGGGGGUUUUGAAAAAAAAAAAAAAAAAAAAACAGAACAUCAAAACAGGAGCCCCUGGGCGUCCAAUGGGAACACUCACAUAUCAAGAGGGCCCUCAGACAUCAAUUAUCUUGAAGAAGCACAAGAUGGCGUCUCCCUACACACAGGCAAGGGUGACAGUUUGCUUUUUCUUUUUUUUUUCUUUUUUUACACAGUUGUAAGCGCAUGGUUAUUUUCAUUCAGUGCCACCCAUUUACCCAUGUAAAUAUUCGUUGUGGUAGCCAUUCAGAGGAGAAUAAAAUACGCCAUUCUGCUGUAUUGCAUCACCCUCUUUUGUAUCAGUGUGUGCGAUGAAAUGCUCACCUCCCUUUCCGAUGUCAGCAACGCAAAUGUCAACAUUACUGUGACGCCCAUAACUAAGUGCAAUUCUGGUUCAGCCCACUUGUGUUCACCCCUGGGAAAAAAAAUAUGGUAUUUUCUACAAAGCAACAGAGAGUGUAUAUAUAGGUAUAUUUUUGAGAUAUGUCAGGUCUCAUUGUUGUCUAUGGGGGUUGAUUUAUUUGAAAUCAGAUCUGUAUGUUAUUUCUAUUUUGUCUUGUUUUUGUUUUUUUCCUUUGGGAUGAAUUUUGUAAUGCUUGUUCUUGUUGUUUUGAGGGGAGGGGUGGAUUUGGGUUUGGGGAUAAUUGUUAUUGUCUUCUAGUAAUGAUUAUAAAUAAAACAAACAAAAUA